This is a messenger RNA of Galendromus occidentalis (western predatory mite), 554 nucleotides long. RefSeq lists its product as uncharacterized. The record is from RefSeq and is a predicted model, not a curated record. Lineage: Eukaryota; Metazoa; Arthropoda; Arachnida; Mesostigmata; Phytoseiidae. The transcript is spliced from 4 exons. The coding region runs from base 162 to 554 and encodes 130 amino acids. Gene Ontology annotation, biological process: mitochondrial respirasome assembly.
ACACACGUCACACACGAAUGGGGAUUACACGGAUCUGUUCCAACUUUUAAAGGCUGCAUCAUCCGUGCGCUAGAGGAAAACAAGCAUAGAUCCGAAGUGUUACGGCCACUUACAGCGACGAUUGGAGUUGGUAACGCAAUACACAUUGGGUCUCCUGCACAAUGUAUUCUGCGGCACAUGCGAAGCGCAACGGCGUGCACGGAAAAAACAAAUUGGCUCCAUUGUACCUGCGCAUCUUGAAAUCCCAGUCCGAGUGGCCAGACAAGGAUGAAUUCCUAGACGUGAUCUAUUGGCUCCGACAGUUAGUCGCUAUAAUAAUCGGCAUCAUUUGGGGCAUCUUGCCGCUGAAAGGCUUCCUGGGAAUCGUCUUGUUCUGCAUGGUGAAUACAGGAUUCGUAUACAUCUACGCUUCGUACUACCAACAGGUCGAUGAGUCUGAAUUCGGUGAAGGUUGGGAGUUCGCCAAGGAGGGAUUCAUGACAACGUUUGCCGGCUUCCUCGUGACGUGGAUAAUCGUUUACACCGGAAUUCACGCCAACGACUCCGCCUUCUAG